ACAUACACUCACACACUCACACCUUGGAGGGUAAAUAGGAAGGGAAGGAAGCCGCAAACAGGGAAGUGAGAACUGUGGAAAAGAAUCCCUUCCCUGGGGGAGGAUUAAAAUCCAAAACCGAGGGAACGUGCUGAAGAAGGCAUAAAAGUUGUACCAAGACUAUCGGCCAUCUGUCACCCGAUCAGCACCCUCGUGAGCAGCACGCGUGGGAAGAUAGGGCUCACAGGCCGAGACACAGGCGGCGCGGCAGCCUGGGGACACAGACGCCGCCACUACCACUCCUCGACAACCCGGGCGCGCUGGCACGGCGGGGACCGACCCGAUCCGACUCGACCCAACCCGGGCGCCGAGCUGCGGGCUCCGCAUCCACGCGGCCGGGUCCCCGGCGUGUGAGGGUCUGGGUCCAGGGCUCCCUGAGGUCGGCGAGGGCGCCGCCGAUCCCGCUGCACUUCCUGUAUUGUCUUCUUUGUAAUCACAAGUCAUGGGGGACGAAGUUAAACCCGUGCCAUGUGAAGAUUUGGAACCAUCCAAAGAGAUGAACUGCACAGCCGCUGGGCAUCAGGGAGCACAGUUACAGGAGACAUUCAUGAACCCCAGAGGCGUAGAUGGAAGGGAACCCACUGAAGGGAGUAACCUGUUGAACAGCCAUGAAGAAAAGCUACAGGAAGCUCCACCUGACUCAAACUGUCUGCAAAGACUGAGACAGGCCCUGGCCUGCCCUCCUCGUGGCUUACUGAACAGAAGCGUCACAAACGUCAUCAUGGCAGUCCUUCUGUGGGCUGUAGUUUGGUCCAUCACUGGCAGUGAAUGUCUCCCAGGAGGAAACCUAUUUGGAAUCAUCAUUCUGUUCUACUGUGCUGUCACUGGAGGAAGACUUUUGGGGCUUGUUAAGUUACCAACACUCCCUCCACUGCCUCCUCUUCUUGGCAUGCUGCUGGCUGGGUUUCUGCUCAGGAACAUCCCAGUCAUCUGUGACAAUGUGCAGAUCGAGCACAGGUGGUCUUCCUCCCUGAGAAGCAUCGCACUGUCUAUCAUACUGGUGCGCGCUGGCCUUGGGCUGGACUCAAAGGCCCUGCAGAAGCUGAAAGGUGUCUGUGUGCGUCUAUCCCUGGGUCCCUGCAUCGUGGAGGCAUGUGCAGCCGCCAUUCUUUCCCACUUCCUGAUGGGUUUGCCAUGGCAGUGGGGAUUUAUACUGGGUUUCGUCCUAGGCGCUGUGUCCCCAGCUGUGGUGGUGCCUUCUAUGCUCCUUCUGCAGGAGGGAGGCUAUGGGGUGGAGAAGGGGGUCCCCACCUUACUCAUGGCUGCGGGCAGCUUCGAUGACAUCCUGGCCAUCACCGGCUUCAACACGUGCCUGGGCAUAGCCUUUUCCACAGGCUCCACCAUGUUUAAUGUCCUCAAAGGUAUUCUGGAGGUGGUGAUUGGUGUGGCAGCUGGAGUUCUUCUUGGAUUUUUUAUUCGGUACUUUCCAAGCCAUGACCAGGCCGCCCUGACGCUGACCCGUGCCUCCCUGCUGCUGGGCCUGUCCGUGCUGGCCGUGUUCAGCAGCGUGCGCUUCGGUGUCCCGGGCUCAGGUGGGCUCUGCACGCUGGUCACUGCCUUCCUGGCAGGCUUGGGAUGGAGCGACGAAAAGGGUGAGGUUGAAAAGAUAAUUGCCAUCGCCUGGAACAUUUUCCAGCCACUUCUUUUUGGCCUGAUUGGAGCAGAGGUAUCUGUUGCAUCUCUCAGACCAGAAGCUGUUGGCUUCUGUGUUGCCACCUUGUGCAUUGCAGUGCUCAUACGAAUUUUGACCACAUUUCUCAUGGUGUGUUUUGCUGGUUUUAACAUAAAGGAAAAGUUAUUUAUUUCUUUUGCUUGGCUUCCGAAGGCAACAGUCCAGGCUGCAAUAGGAUCGGUGGCUUUGGACACAGCACGGUCCCAUGGAGAGGAGCAGUUAGAACGCUAUGGAAUGGAUGUGUUGACAGUGGCCUUUUUGGCCAUUCUUAUCACAGCCCCCAUUGGAGCCCUACUUAUUGGUUUGCUGGGCCCCGGGUUUCUCCAGAAGCUUGAACAUCAAAAUGAAGACGAAGUUCCUCAACAGACUUCUGUGCAGCUUUAGAGGUGAAAAGAGCAAAAUGCUGAACAUAAUGAUCAGAAAGCUGUUACCACAGGCUAAUUCUAGCAAGAUGUAUUUUGAAAUGUGUAAUGUUUAAACUAUGAUAGAGUGAAAAGUGUGCCUAUAUCUUUAUGCAGCAGUUUGAGCCCUUGUCCUUAGCACACUGUGUGUUGUAUUCUAUGUCUGAUCUAUCUUCUUUUUCCAAACACUUCUUCAUUUUAUAUUGUUACCCUUCAAUGUUUAGUGAUCCGUUUUGGGGAUGCCCAUAACAAUGGAACAUAAUGAAAUGUGUUCUUUUCAAAUUCUUGUUCCUUGAAUUUUUCUGGGUAACAUAUAUGAAUUUCAUACAAACAUUGGAAAAAUUUCAGUGUUUGGCAUAAAUGGGUUAAUUCGUAUAAGGACAUACCUACAAUUCAAAGUUAGCAAGGGAAACAGCAAUUCCAGUAUCUCUUCAGCUGCCCAGUAGCUUGCUUAAACUUACGUUAACUUUCAUCAGUUUCGUGAUUUGUGAUCACUGUGGCAGCCACCAUCUAAGUUUCCAUCUCUUCCAUGAUCUCUGAAACCUUAUGCUUAUGACUGAAAAGUCUUGGGAGGAAUUUAUUUAUUGCUAGGUAAUAUUAAAGUCAGAAUGAAAAGGCCAAUGGGCUCCCUGCGUGAAGCCUUGGUUUUAUCACCACAUUUAAAGUCAUAGCUUUUCUUUUUGCUUCUGUUUCUUCAUUUUUUUUUAAGGUGCCAGGGGGUCAAACCUAGAGUCUUACAUGUUCCAGGCAAGCUCUGUACCACUGAGCUACAGCUGAGCUACAUCUCCAGCCCAAAAGCCACAACUCUUCUCUCAGUGACUCAGCUGGUGAAAUCAGAGUUAGUUUGUUCACAAACUGACCAACCAAACUUAGCCCCACCAGUCAGGGAUAAGAACAAUUCCUUUGAUCUCCAGUCCACCAGAACACAUCUAUCUGACCUUUUCAGGUUGUUUAUAUGUUUGUCUGCUAUUAACUUGGUUCCUUGGGUUUAGAAGACUUGUUUUAGUCAUCUUUGAACCAUUUUAGAGUAUAGAACAUAGUAGGCACUUAAUAAACAUUUAUUGAAUCUGAGAGGGGGGCCACAUCUAGUUUCAGGUAACUUCUUGCCUUACAACAGUUCCAUUCUUUGUCUGCUUAGUCCAGUUUACUUACUUGGGUUGUUAUAACUGCAUUACCUCCUCACAUCCCAUCCAUAUACCAUCACGUUGGAUUGUUAGGGCUUCAACACAUGAAUUAGAGAUGGGAGAAUAUAAUUGUUUGUAAUUCACAGGAGUGUCAUUUUCCCAAAGACAAUGCAAACUGACACUGUGCAUUCUUGCUCUUCAAACACCUUCUUUCCUAGAGUCAGUAACGUCCACCUCUCUACUGAGAGUUUAUGUUUCCAGACAAAUAGUUAAGUUUCAGCUCUUUGUUAUUGCAACAAUCUAAUAUUUUUCUCUGGCAUUAACUUCAAUAACCUUGACUGAAGUUGGAUGUCCUCUAGAUUUCCUGUCAUACAUUCGUUUACAAAUAGUCUCAUCUGUUACAUUAUUUUAAAAAUAAUUUUUCUGAUUAUAAAAUAAUACAUUUUCAUUGUCGAAGACAGAACACAAAAAAGGGCAAGGAAGAAAAUUGAAACUGGCUUUAAUAUAAAUAUUCUUCAGUUUGAGUCUUCUAAAUUUUACUCAUACCAUUUUGGAGGAUGUCUUAUUUUUAGGAAGUUAUAUUAUCUACUGAAUUAGUUGAGUGAAAGACAACAUAAAUAUAUUUAAUUUUAUCAAGAUACAUAAUUUGAAUAUUUUAUUAUAUACAGUAAAUGCUGAGCUUUCACAAUCAGGUGUUCAUUCAUGUAUUUAUUUUUAAUAAAUAAAAUUCCUGCCUUUGUGGAA
Messenger RNA from Chinchilla lanigera (long-tailed chinchilla), 3980 nucleotides. RefSeq names its product solute carrier family 9, subfamily B (NHA2, cation proton antiporter 2), member 2 (gene Slc9b2). Gene Ontology annotation, biological process: proton transmembrane transport. Gene Ontology annotation, cellular component: membrane. The record is from RefSeq and is a predicted model, not a curated record. Gene Ontology annotation, molecular function: antiporter activity. Bases 482 to 2095 code for a protein of 537 amino acids. The transcript is spliced from 12 exons. NCBI's taxonomy places the organism in Eukaryota, Metazoa, Chordata, Mammalia, Rodentia, Chinchillidae.